This is a messenger RNA of Rotaria socialis, 672 nucleotides long. Lineage: Eukaryota; Metazoa; Rotifera; Eurotatoria; Philodinida; Philodinidae. The record is from the annotation of a GenBank genome assembly.
AUGGCAACUAAUGAAGAGAUUCAUAAGAUCGAUACAGCACAAUUAUUGUUAAUAUUAAAUAAUGAAGAAGAGUUAAUUAUUAAACCUCGAAAUUUUGCGGAUGAUUAUGACAUCGGAGGAGUAGAAUGUGGAAGAGUCGUAUCGCGAGUAAAUAAAACUUUAUUUGAUUAUCGAAUUGGCGACAAAGCAGUUUCGUCCAGACUACCUUCCAUAUUUAACCGAAGAAUUGUGUUAUUAAAUCCCAUAACCAAAGAAGUAGUGAUCGAAUUCUAUCAUAAGCGUCUUCCUCUCUUAUUCAAAGCAUGUUAUAAACAAGAAAUAAGAUGCUUAACAGGAGAAAUAAACGGAACACAAUCAAUAGGAUCUAUUCAGAAAAGAUUAGUGUUUGGAAAAAUAUGGUAUGAUGUAUAUGAUGGUGUACGUGAACAUAUCGCUAGUUUAGCAUUACGUAAAAGUCAUAUAAGAAGUAAGAUUCAGCAUCGUGUACCUGAAGUUUCGAUAUUCGAUACGGAUGAAACAAAAAAUAUUGGACAUAUUUAUCCAUUUUCGACUGAUCUGGAAAGGUCAGAAUAUGGAAAUGCUGUAGCUAUGAAAAUUCCACACAAUUUGCCGGUGGAAACAAAAGCAAUUUUACUAAUUGCUACACUUAUGAUUAAAUCACGAGUGAAUUGA